CAGUCGCACGCCGGCCCCUGCUAGGAGUCGCACCGCCGCGCAUCGCCACGCUCACGACUGACUACUGUGCGCUCGACCUCCGAAAGACGCGCAGCCACGGUGACCGGACCGGGAUGCCCAGCGCCCGCCACUGAGCCAGCCGCACACGGACUCGGGAUGACGCCGCCGCACGUCGCACGCCAGCCGCCGCUCCCGUCAGCGGCGCCACCGCGUCUGCCUCUGCCGUUGCCUCAGGACGAGGCCAAACAGAAGGAAGCCGGCGCCUGCUGUCCUCAGGAUGACGUCCAAGCCAAGCAAGAGGAGCGGCCGCCUCUCAGACCACAGCUGGUGGCGGCGCUGCUGGCGUGCUGGGUGGCGCUGGCGUCGGGCGCGAGCCUGGGCUACGUGACGCCGGCGCUGCCGUCGCUGCAGGCGGCGGGCUCCGGGCUGCAGGUGAGCGACGAGCAGGGCUCGUGGGUGGCGAGCUUGGCGAUGCUGGGCGCGCUGGCGGGCGGCGCGCUGGCCGGGCCGUGCAUCGCCGUGGGCCGCCGCGCCGCGCUCUGGGCCGCCGCCGCGCCGCUCGCGCUCGCCUGGCUGCUCGUCGUCGCCGCCACCGCCGUCUCACACCUCUACGUCGCGCACGUCAUCAUGGGCGUCUGCCUCGGAGUCAUCACCGACGCCGCGCAGGUGUACGUGAGCGAGGCGGCGAGCGCGGAGCGGCGCGGGGCGCUGGGCUGCGUGCCGGUGCUGAUGUUCAACGUGGGCAUCCUGGCCAGCUACCUGGCGGGCGCGUUCCUGGGCUGGCAGCUGCUGGCGGCGUUCGGCGCCGCGCUCACAGCGCCCGCGCUGCUGCUGCCGCUGCUCUUCCCGGAGUCCCCCGGCUUCCUGGUGGCCAAGGGCCGCCUCGACGAGGCCGCGGCCGCCCUGCGCGCGCUGCGCGGGCCCGUCUGGGACAUCCAGCAGGAGCUGCAGGAGCUGGAGCACUGCGAGCGCGCGCCGCCGCUGUGCGCGCGCCUGCGCAGCCUGUGCUGCCGCGAGCGCGGCAAGAAGCACCAGGGCUCGCUGCUGCGGCCGCUGCUGCUCGUGGCCGCGGUGCGCGCGCUCAGCCGCUUCUGCGGCCUGCGCGCCAUCCUCUGCUACACGCAGACCAUCCUCGUCGGCUCCAACUCCAGCGUCGACGUGCCGCUCUCCGUCGUCGCCACCGGCGCCGUCCAACUCGUCGCCACGCUCGUCGCCUGCCUCCUGCUCGACAGGGUCGGCCGCCGGCCGCUGCUCAUCGUCUCUCAGGCGGUGAUGGGGUGCGCGCUGGUGGGUCUGGGGUGCUACUUGUUCUACCGCGACGACGUGGACAACGCGCGCGACACGCUGCUGGGCUGGCUGCCCAUGGCGGCCAUCCUGGUGUACAUCGUUGCCAACUCGAUGGGCUUGGGCCCCGUGUCGGGGCUGGCGCUGGGAGAGCUGGCACCGCAGCGCCACCGCAGCGUCGUCAGCUCGUUCACCGGCGCCCUCUCCUGGCUGUCCGCCUUCGUCAUCACCAAGACCUUCCUGGACCUGCGCUCCUGUCUGCACCUGCACGGCGCCGUCUGGGCCUACGGCGCCGUCUGCUUCGUCGGCGUCGUCUUCGUCUGGCUCUUCGUCCCCGAGACGCGCGCCAUCACACCCUACGAGAUAGAGACGCUCUUCCGCUCCAAGGACGACUCGGACUCUUCUGUGGAGAGCGACAGCAGGGGCGUGGCCAACGGCAUCUUCGUCAUCGAGACCGCCGGGAACCUCCAGACGGUGAUCGUCGACGGAGACAAGAAGACGUCACUCCACUAGACGUCCAGACUGGAAAUCUGUCGCGAGUGCAAUGCGCGGGUCACGAUAUUUGAAAGUACUCUUCGUGCAUCGUGUUUGCAUCCUGUGGCAGACAUUCCUGCAACUCCGCUGUUACCAGCUGUCAGUGCGAGAGACAAUCUCUGACGGUUAUAAUGUUCCUAUGUGUUAUUUUAAAAAUUAACGUCCGUUUCUGCCUCAUCAGUGCAAGUUGCUUGACGCUAACAAGGUUGCGACUCAAGUCCACAAUUGGUCAUCAGAGAGGAUAAAAGCUGCUAUUACCUCACUGACAGUGUGUGGAACAUCGUGCAGUGUGUGUAUUCCUUAACUCCACUACACUCCAACAUAAAUGGAGCUACGGACUCCACUUUAAUGUCCAUUACACUGUACUAACUAAUGAGACUAUGCUAGAAAACAGGUAUUAUACUAUGUUCUGAUAUAUGCAACAUGUUGAAUUUGCAUAUUCAGUGGUCUCAGGCAUACAAAACUUAUUUUAGAUGGAGAUAUUAUAGAAGAACAAUCUUGUUCUGUUGACUGAUAAGCGAUUUAUCAUUAAAAGGCUUGUGGAAGGAACAAGGUCUUCAUGCGAAAUUUAACUUGACGAAGUAUUUCUGAUGAAAUAUGCAGGUUUCUCAUUUCUGUUGCUCCAUCAGACAAUUCUCUGCAGGCGAGGCAUUUAACUUUGUUUUUCAUUUUCGCUGCCUUAUACAAUCAAAAAUUCAACAGCAAAGCAAACUUCAUUUUGUCACAAACAAACGCAUUGCAUGUGCUUACAAACCGUGUGUAGUCCUCCGUCUGUAUGAGAAAAGGAAUACGUAGUUAACAGUCAUCUGUCAGCUUCUGCCGUAUUCCGGUAGAUACCCAUUUUCUUUUCUUCAAGCGUAAUGUGAGACGUUCCCAUUCUAGCCAGAAGUAGCAGAUAACUGAGAAAUGGCGUUCAAAUAAAAUAUCCGCUAUUGGCGUUCGAAUUCCAAGUGUCUCCAUCGUCACUGACAUCAAACUUGAAACUGUUGCUCAUACACCCCAAGCAGCUUCUAAUGAAGCACCCAUAGCUUCAUGGCCCAGGGCUACCUCCGUUUAGAUGGUAUGAGACGACUAGCCGCUGUUUAAAGAUUUCUGUAUUCCUUAUAAAAUGCCAGUCUCCUUUCUCUUCUUUGUAAGUCGCUUGCAUCACACGCAUCUGCUAUUCAGUACUCCACAGAAUGGUUACUCUCAUAUUUCAGAUAUUCCUCACACUGGUGUGUGAUUAAAAGGACAGUCGGCAAUAGCGAGUUAUGAAUAUGGAAGGAAGGAGUAAUGGUUUCUUAACGUACUUGGCCUUGUGAUAUUUUGUUCACCGAAGGAAGUUUUAUUUAUUACGACCUGCGUAAAUUAACACAGCAGCAGGAAGACAAUCGAGGUGAUGCUGUGGCAUGUAAGUUAACAACGUCAGUGUGAUCUCCACCAAGAGCUGCAGCAGGUGGGACACUGAAAACGAUCCUUCCUACGUCUUACAGUGGACUCGGUCUCAGUGUCGGAAACCAGUAGAAGCUGUGAUGUUAGCGGACUUAAUGUGACGUCACAAAGAGGUGCGCUGGAAGCUCCUUGUGCAAAUGAUAUGUGAUACCGGAACUAUGAACUCAUCUAUAACACUGCAGACAUUUUUAAUCAGUUAAGAAUUUAUUCAUUAUUAUACACUGUAUUGUUGUGAUUUCUAUUAAAUAAGUCAAUUAUAUUACAUUAAAAUUUGUUAUAGAAAUUUA
Molecule: messenger RNA, 3536 nt
Organism: Schistocerca piceifrons (Central American locust)
Lineage: Eukaryota; Metazoa; Arthropoda; Insecta; Orthoptera; Acrididae
Product: facilitated trehalose transporter Tret1-2 homolog
Exons: 6
Coding region: 157-1797 (546 amino acids)
Biological process (GO): transmembrane transport
Cellular component (GO): membrane
Molecular function (GO): transmembrane transporter activity
Source: RefSeq, a predicted model, not a curated record